CCCAGGGCGGGCGUCCGAUGACGUUGUUGAGCUGCCCGGAAACCCAGCACGUGUGGCUCCUUCCCUGGCCCCGGCCAUGGGUCGCUCCCGCCGGACUGGCGCGCACCGAGCCCAUUCCUUAUCCCGCCAGAUGAAGGCCAAGCGGCGGCUGCCGGACCUGGAUGAGAUUCACCGCGAGCUGCGGCCACAGGGGCCAGUGCGGUCCAAGCCCGAGCUGGACGCAGAGCCCGACCCGGAUCUGCCCGGGGGCGGCCUGCAUCGCUGUCUGGCCUGCGCGAGGUAUUUCGUCGAUUCGGCCAAUCUGAAGACCCACUUCCGGUCCAAAGACCACAAGAAAAGGCUGAAGCAGCUGAGCGUUGAACCCUACAGUCAGGAAGAGGCUGAGCGAGCAGCGGGUAUGGGCUCCUAUGUGCCCCCUCAGCAGCUGGCAGUGCCCACAGAAGUGUCCACCGAGGUUCCUGAGAUGGACACAUCCACCUGACACGGCCUGAGGUUGCAGGGUAGAAGAACUUCCCAUGGACAGUGGUUUGAAGACUAGGCUGGGAGAGUGUACUUCUGGGCUCUGGGUUUGGGGGCCUGACCUCUCCUGGAUAGCCUGUCCCCAAUAAAGGAACCAGACAAAGAGGGCUUACCUCUGA
Nannospalax galili (Upper Galilee mountains blind mole rat) is the source of this 638-nucleotide messenger RNA. RefSeq names its product zinc finger protein 593 (gene Znf593). The transcript is spliced from 3 exons. Gene Ontology annotation, molecular function: zinc ion binding; nucleic acid binding. The record is from RefSeq and is a predicted model, not a curated record. Lineage: Eukaryota; Metazoa; Chordata; Mammalia; Rodentia; Spalacidae. Bases 77 to 481 code for a protein of 134 amino acids.